This is a messenger RNA of Acanthoscelides obtectus, 2338 nucleotides long. NCBI's taxonomy places the organism in Eukaryota, Metazoa, Arthropoda, Insecta, Coleoptera, Chrysomelidae. The record is from the annotation of a GenBank genome assembly.
AACCUUAGUUUUAGUGAUGUCAUAUAUUUUUUUGGUUAUUUGUAAUUGUAAGGUAAACAAUCUUUCCAAAAUCAUAAAAGUUCUACCGCAUGUUGAAGAAGUAGAAGAAGAAUUGAGAGAAUGGAAGAAAAAGAGGAAUCCGAUAAUUCUCGAAGACCGCGCGGCAGGAUAUACUAUUACGACAGACAGCUGCUUGCUGCUUUCAAAAAAGAUUGUGAAGAUCUUUUUGACGAGUAUGAAAAACUGAACACCCUUUCCUUUGAUGAGUUUGCUAAUUUGUGGAGAGAGAAGAACUAUUCGUUUAUAUUUGCUGGCCAAAACUGUGCUCUCUUGUUGAAGGAAUUUCUUGAUGAUUGUUUUUAUUCUCUUAAGAAGUAUAUGGUGUUCCCAAGAAGCUUAAACACACAAGCCGCUGCUCUUUACAUGUUGUAUGGCAUAUACUACAAGCAACCAUUAAGGAAUUGGGUAAAAAUAAGGAUGACGAUGGAGGAGUUCCAGAAACUAUUAGAAUUCGUCCAGGAAAUGGGCAACCAAGAUCAGUUAGAUGUAGUCUUUAUAUUUAGAAAAAUGCUGAGGGAUCAAGUAUUUUUGUUUGUUGCCACACGAAGACCAUUGGGACCAGAAGACAGAUUUGUAAAGAAGUAUGAAUUCUAUUACAAUGAUACUUUUGCAUCUGCAAACACCACCACAUCACUAAAUAAGUUCAAAAAAAUAGAUUCUUGUGAUAUUCUGGAAGAGUUGGAAGUAACAAACAACGAAUAUGAGAAGCUGCUCAAUAAAUAUUCUGGAAAAUGUCAAGGACUAGAACUGGCCCCAUCUACAAUAAUCUCAGACAUUAGAGACGCAUUAGCAGAAUUUAGCAUCAGCUCUUACCAGAAACCUGAGCCAGAUAAGGACCAUACAGGGCAAAUUAAGAAAAGAGCAAUGAGAAAUAAAAAUGCUGUGUAUAGGGCCUCUAAAAAGGUUAAAACAGCUGUAGAUUUAGAUGAAGAUGUUGAUGAUCCUUUGGCGAUAAAGGAAGACGAACCUGUGGAAGAAAAAGUGCAAAAACAGAAAAAGCCUGGCUCUAGUAUGAAAGGAAGCUUCAUGAGCAGAUUUAAUACUGUCAAAAAAGUGGCUGUUAAGAAAGAGACAGUUAAGAAAGGAAAAGGGUAAUUUUUGUAGCAAUUGAGGCACAUUUUGAUACUCUUCUAUUAAAUUAUUUAUCUGGACUGUAUUGCAUUUUUUAAACUGUGAUCUCAAGUUUACUACUCAUACGAAUCAUGUCUACAAAAAUUUCAACAAGUGGUAUUUUGGCAUUUUCAAAAUGAAACCCCUCCUAAGCUAUGCAUCCUCAAAGAUCAAGAAACUUAAAUUUCCGUGAGGGGGUUAAAAGUGGCUCAUUUUUGGUGAAAAUAUGAUUUUAAUCUAAUUCUGUGCAUUUUCAACUAAACAAAAAAACAGUUCGGCUAUCAUCUCAUAGAUUGACAGUCUUUGUAAAGUGUUAUUACAGGUCAGACAAAAUUUAACUAGUCAAAAAGAUCCUUUAGGGGCGGCUAAUCGCAGUUUGGGCGGGUUUAUGGCAACGCAUCUUUAAAGAUCAAGAAACUUAAAUUUCCGUGAGGGGGGUUAAAAAUCCCCCCAUUUUUUGAUGGAAAGAUUAUUUUGGAUUAGUUUCUUGUACCUAAUAUUACGUAAUGAUUUGGCUUUGUUGAAAAACAAAGCGUCCUCCUCCUUGCAUGCAUUGGGGCUUACUGAACAGAUUUCAGCAGCACAAGGUGGCCUUUGUGGCGGCUACCGUUAUGCAGCGCCAUCUAUUGGAGAGUAGCCGAAUACAAAAUAUAUUCAUCUAUAUAUGUGUAUAUACAGGGUGGCGCAUCGAAAACGAAACAGACGCAUUUACUGGCAGCUCAGUUUUUUUUUUUUGAAAAACGCUCAGACCCGUCGAUUUUGUUUUCGGACCAAUAUCGGCAGUUAUGACGAUUUACUACGCCAUUUAAGAAAAAGGAACAUUCGUCGGAAAAGCAAGUGUUGAAUAGAAAAUGUUCAUCGUUUAUAAUUCGUUCACUCAUAUCUUCACAAAAUUGUAAUCGCUGAUCAAAAUCGUCUUCAUUAAGUUCUUGUACCAGGUGAAUUUUAUACGGAUGAAAACUAUGGGCCUUUAGAUCCGUUGGACAGUACGUUAGUGAUGCAAAGUAUCGUUACUUUUUAGGACUUGUAAGGACUCGUUACUUUCGAACUUUGGACUCGUUAGUUUAGUUACUAUUUGGACAUUUCGUUUAGAACCUACAUUCUAUAUAUUAUAUCAAAUUAUUACUUUGGGAUUGAUCCAAUUAUAAUUUUUUGUCUAAUGCCUUGC